AUGUCCGGCAGCAACAGCAGAGAUGCCACCAUAACGGCUCUAGGAGGCGCCGCAACCCAUACACACUCAAACCCAGCAUCAACUACGAUCCAGGCUUCCGAGACCACACCUCUACUGGCAGUAUCAUCAGAAAAUCCAGUCACCCAAGCCGAUUCCGAAACAUUGGAGAUCAACAAGAUUGGCAGCACAGAGACUGCCGCCGAAGAUGACGAUGACGACAAGCCUUUACCUGUGGGCCAGAUCAUACUCUUGUGCUAUGCUAGGCUUGUUGAGCCGAUCGCUUUCUUUUCCAUCUUCCCCUUCAUCCAGCAGAUGAUUUUGGAGGUUGGUGGUGUUGAGGAAGAGGAUGUUGGAUUUUAUAGCGGUUUGAUUGAAUCACUCUUUUCCCUUACACAAAUGCUCUUUAUGAUCUCUUGGGGCCGCGUUUCAGAUCGAUACGGAAGAAAGCCAGUUUUGGUGUACUCUGUUAUCGGUGUCUCCAUCAUGACUUGCCUGUUCGGUUUCAGCAAGUCUAUGUGGCAGAUCAUCCUGUUCCGCUGCCUUGCUGGAGUGUUUUCUGGCACCAUCGUUACUGUCAGGACCAUGCUCUCGGAAAACUCGACCCACAAAACUCAAGCGCGAGCAUUUGCUUGGUUUGCAUUUUCUGGCAAUAUGGGCAUCUUUCUGGGACCUGUCAUUGGUGGUGCUUUGUCUUCUCCUGCAAGCCAGUAUCCUCGUGUUUUCGGGGGCAUCUGGUUCUUCGAAGAAUAUCCGUAUGCACUGCCGAAUAUCGUGGCCAGUCUGUUUGGCUUCAGCGCCGCUGCCAUCUCAGCCAUCCAUCUCAAAGAGACUCUGGUGUCAGCGAAGGAAAACAGCGGACCCGUCGAGCCACCCAUGUCAAUCUGGCAACUAGUCAACCAGCCCGGCGUCUCUUUCACCUUGUUCAUCUGGUGUUUCGUCUCUCUCAUAGGCCUCGCCAACACUGCCGUUUUCCCCGUCUUCUGGUUCACCAGCAUCCCCAAAGGUGGCUACGGCUUCGCGCCUAUCCAGAUCUCGCUUAUUUUGGCCCUCGGAGGUAUCUCGCAAGCGCUCUGGUUGCUCUUCAUCUUCCCACCCAUGCAAAGACGCUUCGGUACUGGAGGUGUUUUGCGCUUCAGCGGUUGGCUCUUCCCUUUGGCGAGUAUCUGGAACCCACUGCUUCAGUAUAUGCUCAGAAAGGGCGUUACAGCUCCUUUCUGGACUUUGCUUCCUAUCACGACCAUCAUUGGUACUGGAGCCGCUAUGGCGUUUACUUGCGUUCAGUUGUGCGUCAACAACGUCUCACCAUCGGCAGCUAGUCUGGGUACGAUGAACGGAUUGGCCUUGAGUAUGGUUGCUGGUAUUCGUGCUGUGGCGCCUGCGUUAUUUGCCAGUCUGUUCGCUACAGGCGUCAAGACACAGAUUCUGAACGGCUACUUGAUUUGGUUGGUCAUGCUCAUCAUGACAUUGAUCUUGUUUGUGGCAAUCAGAUUCUUGCCCGAGAAGGCUGAGGGGAAGGUCGUGAAGAAUGCAGAUGAGGAAGAUGCAUAA
Molecule: messenger RNA, 1548 nt
Organism: Aureobasidium namibiae CBS 147.97
Lineage: Eukaryota; Fungi; Ascomycota; Dothideomycetes; Dothideales; Saccotheciaceae
Product: MFS general substrate transporter
Exons: 5
Coding region: 1-1548 (515 amino acids)
Biological process (GO): transmembrane transport
Molecular function (GO): transmembrane transporter activity
Source: RefSeq, a predicted model, not a curated record